This is a messenger RNA of Malus domestica (apple), 1194 nucleotides long. Its product is annotated as transcription factor ORG2-like. Gene Ontology annotation, biological process: regulation of transcription by RNA polymerase II. Gene Ontology annotation, molecular function: DNA-binding transcription factor activity, RNA polymerase II-specific; RNA polymerase II transcription regulatory region sequence-specific DNA binding; protein dimerization activity. Gene Ontology annotation, cellular component: RNA polymerase II transcription regulator complex. NCBI's taxonomy places the organism in Eukaryota, Viridiplantae, Streptophyta, Magnoliopsida, Rosales, Rosaceae. The record is from RefSeq and is a predicted model, not a curated record.
CAUAAUCGAUCCUACAUUUUAAUAUGACGUCUGUUUGUGUAUAUAUAUACCAGAAAUGGUCAUCUCACUUUCUAAGCAAAAUUGGCAUCCGGUAGCGCAACCCCAAAGUAAUCAGUAAAAGAUGUUAGCCUUGUCUCCUCCUAUGUUUUCAACCAUUGGAUGGCCCAUAGAUCAAGAUCCUACAAGCCACGAUUACUACAAGGACCAUAUUACCACUACUAAUGAUCAAACUGCAGAGUCAUCCUCCCUUCGUAUACUUCCAUCUGGUCGCCCACAGUCUGAGCUUGAUGUUUCCACACCAUCCACAACCAUAAGAGGCGAGUGCUCCAGCGUUUCCCCGGUGGCUAAGAAGCUUAACCAUAAUGCUAGUGAGCGUGAUCGUCGCAAGAAGAUCAACAGCUUGUAUUCCUCAUUGCGUUCAUUGCUUCCUGCGGAUCAACCGUUACAGAAAAAGUUGAGCAUUCCGAAUACAGUUUCGCGUGUGGUGAAAUACGUCCCGGAGCUCCAAAAGCAAGUGGAGGGAUUAAUUCGAAAGAGGGAGGAGCUUUUGUCAAGAAUAACUAAGCAAGAAAGUGCAUUGCAUGAGGAGAAGAACCAAAUAAAAAGUGCAGCUCGGAGCUCCUUAUCUGCUGUUUCAGCAUGUCAGCUUAAUGACAGAGAAGUAGCAAUUCAAAUUUCCUCCUUGAAGACCAAAAACAAUUUAUUAUCUGAUAUCUUGCUAAAUUUAGAGGAGGAGGGGCUUCAAAUCCUAAAUGCUUCUUCCUUCGAGUCGUCUGGAGGGAGGGUUUUCUAUAAUUUACAAUUUCAGGUGGAAAGAACUUACAGACUAGAAUGUGAGAGUUUAAGUGACAAGCUCAUGUCCUUCUAUGGACAAGAAUAUUAAGCAAAAGAGUAAUUUCCAUAAGAACUUUUUGCCGUAGAGAUGCAACGAUUAGUGGCUGGCUCAGUUGGGUUAACUUACUGCGGAAGGAGAUAUCCAUCUGAAAAGGCAAAGUUUGGGAAGGUGUGGUGACAGUGUUGCCUAAAAGAUUGUUCUUUUUGCUGUGGUGGUUUGAGGGUUAAUGUGACUCCAAAAAUUGGAAUCUAUUGUAGUAGAAAAGUAGGAGAAGUGAUAGUAUUAUGUGAAUACAUGGACUGUACUCUUCGGGAGUUUUUAAUUAAUAUAGAUUUUCUAUGUAUAGGAUUAUGUUGAAA